AAAGAUUCUGCCCCACCCACUCUCUUAUUUUCCUUUUUAACCUCACUUCUUCCUUCUCCUUGGAAGCUUUGAAGGAACGAACAAAACUCUCUCUUCAAACCACAAAUUUGAGUCAAAAAGAGCGGUUUCUCUGUUCAAUUCUUGCGCUUUUUGCAGAAAAUUUGAAGUGGGUCUUGCUUGGUUUUCUGUUUCAAGAGUUUUCAAUCUUUGCUCUUUUAACUUUCCUUGCCCCCAGCUACUUUCGAUUCCAAAAAUUGUUGCUUCAAGUUGGGUUCUGGUUGUUUCGUGCUACAACCCUCCAAAGGCCUCUGAUUUAUAUUCUUAUGAUGGCUUUGUCGAUGAAGAGUUGUCUGUACUCUUAUGGGUCGAAUUUGAAUGAGACUAUUCGUGGCUCAAAACCCAGAGGGGUUUGUGGGUUUUGCCCCUCCUUUGGUUCUUCUCAAUCUAAAGACGCAGAAUCGAGAGCUUUUCCAGUUUUGAGUGUUGAUUUUAUGGGAAAGCCCUUGCAUAUCUCGGACCAAAAGGGCAAAAGAGACUGGAGUCCCAAAUCCUCCGGCAAUUUCUUCAUUCAUGCACAAACAUCAAUCUGUGUAAGCCGAGCCAUGAGAUGGUGGGACAAGACUCUUAAACCCAACAUGGUGGAGAUUCAAUCCGCUCAAGAACUUGUGGAUUCUUUGCUUAAUGCUGGUGAUAGAUUGGUCAUAGUUGACUUCUAUUCACCUGGUUGCGGAGGCUGCAAAGCUCUACAUCCCAAGAUCUGUCAGCUGGCUGAAUCGAAUCCGAAUACGAUUUUUAUUAAAGUUAACUACGAGAAUCUCAAAACCAUGUGUCACGGUCUCCACAUUCAUGUCCUACCAUUCUUUAGGUUCUAUAGAGGUGCAGAAGGUCGUCUAUGUAGCUUCAGCUGCACCAAUGCCACUAUAAAGAAAUUCAGAGAUGCACUGGCGAAGCAUGGGACUGAAAGAUGUAGUCUUGGCCCGGCAAAAGGUCUGAAUGAAGCUGAGCUAAUGAAUUUAGCAUCAAUUGGAGAAAUCUCAAAAUAUCCAGCACCAUUGCGAUCCACCAAGGAAGCAAGUGUGGAGGAUAUGAUCAUGGGAAGCAUAGAUUUGUCUGGUGUUCUGAGGGAAACAGGCAACAAGAUGGAACUCAGGAAAGAGAUGCUGUGUUGAAAUACAAGCACAAAUCUUAUUAGAAAUUAGUGGAUGGAGUAUAGCAUUUCAAUAAUUUUUGAAUUGUUUGUUUAUCGAGCUUUAGAUGUACAUAUAUUGUAAAAUUUUCCAAAGCGGGCUUCUGGUUUUUUGAGUUGAGCCCUGUCAGUUCUUCUGUGAUUUGUUUGGAUAUUGUGAUCUGCUAUAAGAGUUUUCUGAGUUUAUGCA
Molecule: messenger RNA, 1376 nt
Organism: Carya illinoinensis
Lineage: Eukaryota; Viridiplantae; Streptophyta; Magnoliopsida; Fagales; Juglandaceae
Product: thioredoxin-like 1-2, chloroplastic
Exons: 4
Coding region: 324-1169 (281 amino acids)
Biological process (GO): cell redox homeostasis
Source: RefSeq, a predicted model, not a curated record